UCAUUGUGUACAUUUCACGGGUUCUGCAAGGUGUUUCUUUUCUUGCCCCACCUGCCUGUUGUCUUUUUUUAAAUCUAUUGUCGGACUGAACUUCCUUAAAAAGCGUCACACUGCUGAGAUGCUUUCAAGUGGAAAAACCAGAGCAGUCAUAUCCAUACUGUGCAUCGCAGCCGUUGGGGUGUUCUCUAGAUUUUCAUGGAAUUUAUCUGGAUUUUCCCUCGGCCAUCACAACUCAACUCUAUGUGCCUGUCGCAAAUGUUUACCAGAAACUGAUCCAUGGUUAAGGGAUCUUCUCAAGGCAGCCCCUCCAACCUUUCUGUCACGAAACUAUACACCCUCAGUGGUGGAUUUAAAAUGGCUGCAGCGCUUAAGGUCGGAUGGACACAACAUCAAUUUCUACAAAACAACAGUGGACAACCUGUUUAAAAUCUUCCCAUCCAUUCCAGAUGUUGUAAAACCCGGCCCUGUCCGCUGCAGGACUUGUGCUGUGGUGGGCAACUCUGGGAAUUUGAUAGGAUCACACUAUGGACCUCGCAUAGAUAUGCAUGAUAUUGUAAUAAGAAUGAACCAUGGCACUACUAAAGGCUACGAAACAGAUGUUGGGACCAAAACAACUCAUCAUGUAAUGUAUCCAGAGAGUGCUGUUAGUUUGGACAACACUACUCAUCUUGUGAUGUUUUCAUUCAAGAUGAGCGAUCUACUGUGGCUCCUCAAGAAAUUCGAUCCAGGGGACGACAGUUCUGUGAAGAGGAUAGCUAACAAGGAUCUGGUGAUGAUCCUCAAUCCUGCUUUCAUGAGAUAUGUUUAUGAAAUGUGGCUGGGAAAGAGGGGCAGCCAUCCAUCCACUGGAUUUCUCACUCUGGUUCUCAGCCUGCAGAUUUGUGAUGAGGGUCGUGAAGCUGCUGACACCGGGCCAGAGGCGGGGUACGCCAUCACAGGGCAGACACACCACCAUUCACACCUGCUUUCACACCUGUAGUUAACUCAGAGUCAACAGUUAACCUAAGCUGCAUGUUUCUGAAUUGUGGAAGGAGGCUGACACGGGGAGAACAUGCAAACUCCACACAGAAGGACCUGAGUCAGUCAGCUCUUUUGACUUUGUGAUGUUUUUAUGUUUGAAGAAAAUAUAAAAAAUGAAGUAAACAAAAAGACUUGUCAUACACAGCAGAUGUGACUGAUAACACUGAUAAUGGCUGUGUUCCAUUUGGGUGUGUCAGUAUGACUCUGGUAUCACGUCCAACGACAUACUGCAUACACAGCUAUUGAGUUACUGCCAUCAGAUAUACCUGCGUGAUUGGUUUGUUGCAAUGUCAAGUUUUCAUGAAGAAUACGGUGAAAUUAAAAUCAAGGUUUCCUGACACUGAUGGCGACAUGCCCUGACUGUGUAAACAAUGAAGCCCUUGGCUGCCAGACCUCUGAUAAUGCACUAAUGGGACCGGUUUUGUUGGUGUAGCAAGGUGUGUGCACAGCGCUUCUUCAUGGGACACUGAAAUACUUUUUUUAGAGAGGGAACAUGUGACAUCGCUGGCUUCAUCAAAUUAUUAUUAUUAGGGAAAUUAUGUUGUGAAUAUAUGCUUUCCUCAGACGUGACAGGACAUCUACAGAAAGUACCAUGCACCUGCAGGAUAGUUGGCACCUGAUGCCUGGUGGUUUUUAAAAGGCAUUUUGCUGUUGCUGCCUACUUUAUAAUGUCUGAUGGACACAUGCAAGGAAUGACAAGACGUUGAGGUGGAGCCAUCAGAUCAUUCCAAGCAUGGUUUCAGUGUGUGCGCAUCCAAGGGGUGGUGUUCUGUAGAUUCCUGUGACAAUGUUGACUUGAAUGUUGAAUAAUUUGAAGACUGUUUGGUGGACGUGGGAAGAGUUAAAUCACAAAGUUAAUUUAUUUAUCCAUGCAGUUAGCAUGAAUGAAGGUUGAAAAUACAAGAAUGAAGUGCUGGGCUGGUUAUUACUGUGAUUGUAUGGGGUUUCUUUCACAUUGUUUGCCACUUCUGCCAAACUGUAGCAGUGCUAAAUCUCAGGCACAGUGUUUUCUGUACAAAUGUAUUUAUGUUUUAUGUUGCCAUCUCCCCUUUGGAGACAAUAAAAAUUUAUCUAAAAAUCCA
Epinephelus lanceolatus (giant grouper) is the source of this 2102-nucleotide messenger RNA. Lineage: Eukaryota; Metazoa; Chordata; Actinopteri; Perciformes; Serranidae. The record is from RefSeq and is a predicted model, not a curated record.